Messenger RNA from Blastomyces gilchristii SLH14081, 2427 nucleotides. Its product is annotated as molecular chaperone GrpE. Gene Ontology annotation, cellular component: PAM complex, Tim23 associated import motor. The transcript has 3 exons. NCBI's taxonomy places the organism in Eukaryota, Fungi, Ascomycota, Eurotiomycetes, Onygenales, Ajellomycetaceae. The record is from RefSeq and is a predicted model, not a curated record. Gene Ontology annotation, molecular function: protein homodimerization activity; adenyl-nucleotide exchange factor activity; protein-folding chaperone binding. The coding region runs from base 126 to 884 and encodes 252 amino acids. Gene Ontology annotation, biological process: protein import into mitochondrial matrix; protein folding.
UUUCCAGUAACUAGUCAUACAUAGAUUAUCUACAAUAUUCAUCUCCCACUACUCCCAAACUUCUUCUUUCUUUAGCACAAGCUCCUCCGGUUCUACCUUGGAGAAUAUCACCCUAGCUAUACACCAUGAUUUCUAGAACUAUGCUUCAACGCCAGGCUGCAAAGUCUGUGCUGUCUAUUCGCUCUACAUCAAAUCGUGUUCUGCCAGCAACAAGAACCGCAUAUUUGCAACCACUCUCUCAGUCUAUCAAACCAUUCCCUCCACGAUUAUGCCAGAGAUAUUAUUCAUCUGAUCAGUCCGAAGGAGCAGAGCCCAAGAAAGACACUGCCACAGAAGAGAAUGGCAACGAAAAGAAGCCAGAAGCCGUAGAAGACCCCGUUAAGAAAGAGCUUGAAGCUGCGAAAAAAGAAAUUGUUGAUCUCAAGGAUAAAUAUCUCCGCUCCGUUGCCGAUUUCCGGAACCUUCAGGAACGUACACGCAGGGAGGUAGAAUCUGCCCGGAAUUUCGCUAUCCAGCGAUUUGCAACAGAUCUUCUUGAUUCCAUUGACAACCUCGACCGCGCCCUUGCUGCCGUCCCUGCAGAAAAAAUCUCCGGCGCGGGUGAGAAGGAGAACAGGGAACUGACAGAGCUGGUGGCUGGCCUUCGAAUGACCGAACGUGUCCUGUUCAACACAUUGAAUAAGCAUGGGUUGGAAAGAUUCGAUCCCUCCGAGCUGGUAGACGGCAAACCGCAGAAGUUUGAUCCAAAAUUACACGAGGCGACUUUCAUGGCUGCGGCUGAGGGCAAAGAGGAUGGAGAUGUGCUCCACGCUCAAACUAAGGGAUUUAUUCUCAAUGGCCGUACACUCAGGGCUGCGAAAGUCGGAGUUGUGAAGAACUCCUAGGCACGAAUUCGUAUCCAGAUAUCGAACAAUAAAAGCCACUUUCCUCCCCUUUCACACCCCUAUUACGGAACCUCGCCGCUUUCACAAACAGCAAUAUAGACUUUUAAGGCGGUAAUCUCCCUUCUCCCCACAAUCAGCACAAUUUUCCGUGUACAGCUACAAUCCUUAGUAGCUCUAUUCCUUUACUCCACCUUAUUCUCUGUACAAUAUCCAUGCAUGUAUUCGACGCGGACAGGAAAAAAAAUAUCACUGUAUAAAACGGGAGAAACAACACGGACGACGGCGUUUUUCCGAUCUGUUGCAUUCAUCAUCUCUUCGCUAUUUGAGAGCUACUAUUUUAUGGAGCGCGCACAUACACAUAUAUAUCCCUAUUUUCCAAACCGCUCUGAUAUUUACCGUCUCCUUUUUGUUUUCCUCCUCUUUUCUGUUAGUUUUUUUUACGUCUUUCUCAUAUUUUCCCCAUUAUUACACAUCUCUCCUCUCUUAAUGUGUUCAUCAGCAGCGCCAGGCUUGGGACCUUUGGUACGAUAUAUAUGAUAUGGUGAAUUCUCACUCUUUCCGAUUUUUGGCCAGCUUCCUUUUUGUGUGAUCCUUUUCAAUCUACUUUUAUUAGACCUUGGCGUCACCAGUGGGAAGUGGGGUCUUAGGUGGGUGUCUACUUUUUCUUUUUAUUUUUAGUUUUUUAUGAAAUAAGGUGUAAUCAAAUCCGGAAGCGGUUGAUCCGAUAGUUGAUUACUUUUAACAUUUCGUACAGGCAAGCUGCGAAUUAACAUUUAGUUAGCUCAACUCAGAAGCAUCACCACCCUUUAUUAACAAAACGGUGCGACGUCUAUUGCUGUAAUGUACGUUGGAAAAGGUGAGAAGGAGCAAAAAUUGUUAUCAUCCAGCAAACUAUGAGCCAGAGAGCAUAUUUUUUUAAAAAUACAAGAUAUUGUAGGUUAAAUAAAAACAAAAUAUACGCAGAUAUAUUGUACAGUAAAUCUAUCACCAUGAUCAUCUAAUCUCCACACCAGCCCUCUCCACCAACUCCUGCCUCACCCUUUCAUGCAACUUAUUCGUCUCGUCGUUCGUCAGCGUCCUCUCUAAACUCCGAUAAUUAACCCGAUAGCACAAACUCUUCCGCCCGGUCUUCGGUUGCAUAAACUCAUCCACAAGUUGCACAUCCUCCACCAGAUUGCCAGCAACAUCACGCACAAUUUCCAUCAUAUCAUUUUCAUGGAACAGUGUGCGGCCGCCUGCAGCAGUUGCGGCUGAAGGUGGUAGCCAAAAGGCAACAUCCUUGUAGCACGCAGGGUGUUUUGAGAAGGGGACGAAGCGGGUGAUUUUGCCCGCUUGGAAUUGGGAGAGGAAGCGCGGAUCCUCGGACCAGAAGAGGCGGAUGUCCGGGAUGUUGAAGAGGAGCAUGGCGAUGCGUUCAAGGCCGAGGCCGAACGCCCAGCCGACGCGGUGCGGGACGUCGGAGGAGAUGAGGAGCUCUUGUUUAACGACGCCGCAGCCGAGGACUUCGAGCCAGUCGCCUUGCCAAAACACCUCGAGUUCCCAG